Salvia hispanica is the source of this 5184-nucleotide messenger RNA. RefSeq names its product 2-oxoglutarate decarboxylase/hydro-lyase/magnesium ion-binding protein (gene PHYLLO). Gene Ontology annotation, biological process: menaquinone biosynthetic process; amino acid catabolic process. NCBI's taxonomy places the organism in Eukaryota, Viridiplantae, Streptophyta, Magnoliopsida, Lamiales, Lamiaceae. Gene Ontology annotation, molecular function: 2-succinyl-5-enolpyruvyl-6-hydroxy-3-cyclohexene-1-carboxylic-acid synthase activity; thiamine pyrophosphate binding; 2-succinyl-6-hydroxy-2,4-cyclohexadiene-1-carboxylate synthase activity. The record is from RefSeq and is a predicted model, not a curated record.
UUCAAUGGAACUCCAUUGCCAUAGCUUCAGUUGACAUCGUUCAUUAGCAAUGGACUAUCGCAUAGUAAACUCACAAAUCACCCUCCAGUUUCCUCCAACGAAGCUCCAACUUCACCAAAACACCAUAAUCAAAAUCAACAAGCGCACCCAUUUCCUCAAACCCGCGUUCCCACGUUUCAUUCGCUUCAAUAACCGCCAAAAUCCCAUUUCCAAGGUUGUGAGAAGCUCAAUGGGUAAAGAUAGAGUCUUGGAUGAUAAAGAAGCUGCAUUGCUCGUUAAUUCUUGUAUUACGCGUAAUUUGGCGCCGGUGUUGAGUUUGGAUCAAGGAUUGGAUGCGAUUAAGGCGGCUGUGGAGGAGCUGAAGGCCAAUCCGCCUACUUGCUCAAGUGGGAUGUAUAGAUUUCAGCUUGCAGUCCCUCCAAGUGCAAAAGCACUUAACUGGUUUUGCUCUCAACCAGAGUCAUCGAAGGUGUUUCCUUUAUUCUUCCUUUCCAGUGAUAAGGAGAAUCCAACCUACGAAUCACUUUCUCUGGGAAGAACUAGAGGCGUUUUUGGCAUAGGUUCAGCUGUCAGCUUCAAGGGAUCUCCCCAUGCUUCAGGAAAACACAGUUAUUUGUCGAGAUAUCUUCCAGCUGAAUUAACAUCUUCAAAGGCUUACGGAUUCUUGGAUAUUGAGCUUGACACGAAGAUGUCCACCGUAGAGCGUCAGACUGGUUCUUAUUACGUUUUCAUCCCACAGAUUGAGUUGGAUGAAUUUGAGGAUAUCUCUUUCUUAUCUGCUACACUGGCAUGGGAUGACUCUUCGAUGUGUACCUUUAGUGAAGCUGUCCAAACAUUUGAGAGCAGUUUUCAGCAGGCCAGGUAUACUUCUGCAAGUGGUAGCCAACUAAUUUGCUCUUCUCUUUUGAAGUUCAAGAAUGCAGAGAAGCAUACGCAAAUGGUGCGUGUGAAUUCACUCUUAAUGGAUGGGAAGAAACUUGAGGCCAGCACUCUGGAACUGGAAGAUGCCUCAUCCUGCUUCAGCCAGUUCUCAGCCAGACUUUCACCAACUCUAUCAAUUGCAAAUAACAUGCACUCAGAGCACGAGACCAAUAAAGUGAACUUUUUCUGUCAUGAUUCGCCUAACAUCAAUGCUUUGUGGGCAUCUCUUAUAGUUGAAGAAUGCACCCGACUUGGUUUGACGUAUUUUUGUAUAGCUCCUGGAUCAAGGUCAUCUCCCCUGACAAUCGCUGCUGCUAGUCACCCCCUUACAACUUGCAUUGCAUGCAUUGAUGAACGGUCCCUUGCAUUUCAUGCUCUUGGUUAUGCCAAAGGUUCCCAAAAACCAGCAGUCGUCAUAACAUCAUCGGGCACUGCAGUCUCGAAUCUUUUUCCUGCUGUUGUCGAGGCAAGUCAAAGUUUUGUACCCAUGUUGUUACUUACCGCAGACCGCCCUCCUGAGCUGGUAGACGUUGGAGCAAACCAAGCAAUCAAUCAGGUCAAUCAUUUUGGAACAUUUGCGAGGCAGUUUUUCAGCCUUCCUCCUCCUACUGAUGAGAUUUCUGCUAGAUUGGUUCUCACCACAAUUGACUCUGCAGUACAUAAAGCAACAUCUUCACCAAAUGGUCCUAUACAUAUCAACUGCCCUUUUCGGGAACCACUGGCAAAUAGUCUGAAGGAUUGGAAUCGUAAAUGUGUUGAUGGAUUAGACUUUUGGAUGUCAAAUGCAGAACCAUUCACCAGAUAUAUUCCACCUCAAAAAUCCUUAUCAUGUAGUGACAUGUACUCACACAUGAAUGAAGUCCUCGAACUUAUUGAAGGGGCAAAUGAUGGGGUUUUAGUGUUUGGUUCUAUUCACAAAGAAGAUGACAUGUGGGGAGCUCUUCUGCUGGCUAAGCACUUGCUGUGGCCAGUUGUAAUCGACAUCCAAUCAGGAUUACGAUUGAGGAAGUAUCUGUCAUCCUUUCUCGACAGGAAGGAUAUAUUAUUUGUUGAUCAGCUUGAUCAACUGUUGCAGUCAGAUUCUGUCAGAGCUUGGAUGAAGGCUGACGUAAUAGUACAGAUUGGAAGUCGGAUAACCGGAAGGCGCAUUUCUCAGAUGAUAAACCAAUCUUGUCCUAGCUCGCUCAUUCUAGUUGAUGAUCAUCCGGGUCGUCAUGAUCCUUCUCAUAUCAUAACACACAGGAUCCAAAGUACCAUCUCUCAAUUCAGUGAUAGUGUAAUUAAAUCUUGCAAACCAAAUAUAAGAAAGAGAUGGAAGGAUUUUUUACGAGGAUUGGACAUGAUGGUUGCCUCGGAGUCAUCAUCAUUUAUUACUUCCGAAAAAUCACUGACUGAACCUUAUGUUGCACGAAAGAUAUUUGAAACACUUCGCUGUGGAUCUGCUUUAUUUUUUGGAAACAGCAUGACAAUACGUGAUGCAGACAUGUAUGGGAGCAAUUGGGUGCAAUGCACCCAUCCCGCUUCCUUGAUGUUGAGUGCUGGUUUGCCGUGCCACUGGGUCCAUGUUACAGCAAAUAGAGGUGCUAGUGGCAUUGAUGGUUUGAUCAGCUCUGCUGUUGGAUUUGCAGUUGGCUGCAACAAACGAGUGCUUCUUGUGAUGGGAGAUGUUUCAUUUCUGCAUGAUACCAAUGGAUUGGCACUACUGAGACACCGGACAUCGCGCAAGCCCAUGGUCAUAGUCGUGGUAAACAACCGUGGAGGUGCAAUCUUUAGCCAACUCCCAGUUGCAAGUACAAUUGACAGAAAUAUAAUGGACCAGUUUUUCUACACAUCUCACAAUGUUUCAAUACGUCAUCUAUGUUUGGCACAUGGUGUGAAGCAUGUCCAAGUCCAGACAAAAACAGAGUUGCAGAAUGCUCUGUUCACGUCUCAGAGAGAAGAUGUUGAUUGCAUAGUGGAGGUUGAAAGUGAAAUUGAGACCAAUAUCACAUUCCAUAAUAACUUGAGGACUUUCACUCGCCAAGCCUCAGAUCACGCUUAUAAUGUCCUCUCAAAGCUUUCAAUCGCAGAUUCUACCUCACCAGGCCCCAUAGAUUGCAAAGUUAGUAAGAUGGAUUACUCCCAAUACAGGGUUCAGCUAAAUGCUCCACCUACUUCAUCUUCUGGAAAUUCUAACAACUUCCCAUCCUAUAGAGAAGGUUUUGUUAUAAUUUUGUCUCUUGAUGACGGUAGUGUUGGAUUUGGUGAGGUUGCACCUCUUGAAAUCCACAAAGAAAACCUGCUUGAUGUGGAAGAGCAACUUCGAUUUCUUAUGCAUGUCAUAGAAGGAAACACAGUUAGUGACAACCUACCUCUAUUGAAGGGUUCUUUCUCUUCUUGGAUAUGGAACAAUUUAGGAAUUCCGCCAGGUUCAAUAUUCCCCAGUGUCCGAUGCGGGUUGGAGAUGGCCAUCCUCAGUGCAAUUGCAAGUAGACAUGGUUGCAGCAUACUGGAUGUACUUCAUCCAUCAGCUGGAGAAUUGUCCAAACGAUCAUCUCCCGUUCAAAUUUGUGCUCUAAUCGAUUCGUAUGGAAGUCCCAUGGACACAGCAUUCAUUGCAUCGACUCUUGUCGCGGAGGGAUUUACUACCAUCAAAAUAAAAGUGGCACGUAGAGAAGAUCCCGAUGAAGAUAUUGCUGCAAUAAAAGAAGUGAGGAGGAAGGUGGGGGAAAAUAUCGUACUUCGUGUAGAUGCAAACAGAAAAUGGACUUAUGAUGCAGCAGUAAAAUUUGCUCAUGGCGUCAAAGAAUGCUGCUUGCAAUAUAUUGAGGAACCUGUUGAUAAUGAAGAUGAUAUAAUGAAAUUCUGCGAACAAACGGGGUUGCCAGUGGCUUUGGACGAAACCAUCAACUCUGUCACAGAGAAUCCUCUUCUUGUCCUUCAGAAAUACAGCCACUCUGGAGUAGCUGCUGUUGUCAUCAAACCAGGUGUUAUUGGAGGCUUUGAAAAUGCUGCAUUGGUUGCACGAUGGGCUCAGCAGCACGGGAAAAUGACUGUUAUCAGUGCUGCGUUUGAAAGUGCUCUUGGUUUGUCUGCCUACAUCCAAUUUGCUUGCUAUUUGGACGUGCAGAAUGCUGAAAUGCAGAGUUUGAUGAAAAAGGAACAACCACAGUCGUCCACUGCUCAUGGUUUCGGAACCUAUAAGUGGUUCAAGGAACAAGUGACAACCGAGCCUCUAGAUAUCCAUCACAAUCCACAACAUGGCUCUGUAGAGGCGGAUGCUGCUGAUGCUGGUCGCUUCCUCCAAAAAUGUCGACUAAAUCCCGAAGCGGUUGUUAGAACCUCGGAUGAGAAAGAGGUGAAAGAAUACCAAAUAGCAGUUGAUACAGAAGGUGUCUCCUUCUCCAUAAAUGUGCUUGAGACUGGUGAAAGCAAUGAUGGUAGUGCAGUCGUGUUUCUUCACGGAUUUCUUGGAACCAGCGUAGAUUGGAUCCCCAUCAUGAAGGCCAUCUCGAGCUCCACCAGAUCCAUUGCAAUUGAUCUUCCUGGUCAUGGUGGAUCGAAAUUGCAAUAUCACGGUGAAAAUGAUUCAGACAAACCUAACUUAUCAAUUGAUGUAAUGGCUGAGGUCUUGCACAAGGUGUUGAAAACACUCACUCAUGGAAAGGUCACACUCGUUGGAUACUCAAUGGGAGCUCGGAUUUCUUUAUACACGGCCUUAAAAUGUAGCGACAAGAUUGAGCGAGCUAUGAUAAUAUCUGGAAGUCCGGGAUUGAUAGAUAACGAUGCAAGAACAACCCGCAAGGCUAAAGAUGACUUCAGAGCUAGCACACUCGUCGCAAACGGCUUAGAAUUCUUUUUAGACACUUGGUAUGCUGAAGAACUCUGGACUAGCUUGAGAAGCCAUCCCCACUUCAAACAGACAGUGACCAAACGUUUGAAGCACCAAGACUUGCACACUCUGGGAAAAGUGCUGUCCGAUUUAAGCAUCGGAAGGCAACCAUCAAUGUGGGAAGAUCUGAAGCAGUGCAAAGUGCCACUUCAGCUCAUCGUGGGAGAAAAGGAUGCCAAGUUCAAGGCAAUCGCGAUUGAGAUGCAAGAAAGAAUCGUCCCCGAAAACAGCUUUCCAUUAGUGGUCGAAAUUCCAAGUGCAGGGCAUGCUGUACAUGUUGAGAACCCCCUUGCUGUUAUAACUGCUAUAACACAGUUUGUUAAGACAGUGAAGACUACUUGAGUUGAUUUUGAUUUUUGUACUCUUUCAAUAAAAGCAUUAGUUAAUUUCAA